Messenger RNA from Biomphalaria glabrata, 1597 nucleotides. RefSeq names its product putative RNA-binding protein Luc7-like 1. The transcript has 9 exons. Bases 166 to 1287 code for a protein of 373 amino acids. Lineage: Eukaryota; Metazoa; Mollusca; Gastropoda; Planorbidae. Gene Ontology annotation, cellular component: U1 snRNP; U2-type prespliceosome. Gene Ontology annotation, biological process: mRNA splice site recognition. The record is from RefSeq and is a predicted model, not a curated record. Gene Ontology annotation, molecular function: mRNA binding.
ACUCGUUUGAUACAGCCAUUUUGCCAACAGUUAGGGAAGUGUUAUUAGAUCUAGGUCUAGAUCGAUCUUAUGUAGACUCUUGUUUUACGCAUAGUCAUAAAUAUAGAUCUAAUUACAAUUUAAUUGAGUUUAGAUAUCUAGAAACUAACUUCUUUAUAUAAAGAAAUGACUGCUCAUGAUCAGAUUCGAGCUAUGCUCGAUGAAUUAAUGGGAACAACUCGCGAUGGCGAUAGUGACAAGUAUCGAGUGAGGUUUGAUGACCCUCGGGUAUGUAAGAGCUUCCUACUGAAUUGUUGUCCUCAUGAUAUUCUGGCUAGCACGCGUAUGGAUCUUGGAGACUGCCCGAACAUACAUGACCUGGCUCUUCGCGCAGACUAUGAGCUUGCUGCCAAGUCAAAGGAUUACUUCUAUGACAUUGAUGCCAUGGAACAUCUUCAGAGCUUUAUAGCUGACUGUGACAGAAAGACAGAAGUUGCUAAACGUCGAUUAAAAGAAACUCAGGAAGAACUGAGCGAAGAAGCUAAUAGCAAGGCAGAGCAAAUUCAUGCUCUUGGUGAACAGAUUGGUACACUUAUGGCAAGAGCAGAGGAAAUUGCUACUGCUGGAGAAGUAGAUGAAUCUAUCAAAAUGCUGGAAGAAGUGGAAGCUCUCAAAGCUAAGAAAAGUCAAGCAGAGAUUGAAUUCAGGAAUUCCAUGCCAGCUUCAAGUUAUCAGCAACAAAAAUUGCGUGUGUGUGAAGUAUGUGGUGCUUAUCUGGGCAUCCAUGAUAAUGAUAGACGAUUGGCAGAUCAUUUUGGAGGCAAACUUCACCUUGGCUUUAUUACAAUUAGAGAAAAGUUGGAUCAUUUGAAGGUUCUGGUCUCUGACAGACGAGCUCAGCGUGAAGCACAGAAAGAAGAAAUAAGACAGAGAAGGGAAAUGGAAGAUGCUGAUAGAGCAAGGGGUAUGGCUGCCUCAGACCGCAGUCCCAGUCGGAAUAAAAAUACAUACGAUCGAGAUGCUGAUAGGGGUGGGAGAGAUAGAAGCAGGGACAGAAUUAGAAGAAGAUCCCGUAGCCCUGACAGGCAUAGGAGGAAGCGAAGCUCAAGGUCCAGAGAUCGCAGUUCCAGAAAAAGAUCAAAGCGCAGUCGUUCCCGGUCCAGGCGCUCUCGCUCUGGUUCUAGAAAUGGCAGAAGGCAUCGUUCACGCAGUCACUCUAGACGUAAGCAUCGUAGGAGAAGCCGCUCAGACAGUCGGGGUCGCAAUGAUCGGUCACGUUCUGGGUCAGGUGAAAAGAAGGCAGAAUGAUGAUAUUUCUUAUGAUAAACUUUGGGCUUAAGUCUUCAUUUUUUUUAAUGUCAUGAAAUGGGAAGUUUUUAUUCAAUUUACUUUUGAGAUUUUACUUAUGUAUAGAACUGGUAGGAUUUUGUUUAUGGUUCAUUUUUAUAUCUGGUGAUUAGCUUCUUAAAGGAAUUUAUUUUAAAUUGAAUAUGUCCCAUGUUUGAUGAAUUAGUUUCUGGAUUACAUCCAGCUCCUUUCCCCCAAUGUCCUAUUUUGUUUUGUUGGUUAUUUUCUUUGAUUGUACUUGUAAAAGGUCAAAUAAAAGAUUGGCUUCUUA